GGCCGCGCCGCCGCCCAACGCGCCGCGCCGCGCCGGGCCGCCGGCAUGACAGAGGUCGGUACCGGGCUGCCCCCGACGGCUCUGCCGCUGCUUGGGACCGCCGCUAGAGCAGCCGCCGCUGCCGCUUUUUGCCUUGCUUGCUGCCAGCUACACCGCGACGACAGCACGGCCGCCCGCCGCCUCUCGCCCCGGCACCCCCGUCCUCCUCGUAGCCGGGCCGCGGGCGCGGUGCCGAGAGCCCCCCGCCGCCGCCCGGCCCCGGCGGGGGACAGAGAGAGAGCCCCGAGCCGCUGCGUCCGCCCGCGCCCGGCCGCCGGCACCGGCCUGGAGGCUGCCCCGCGCACGUCCGCCCCGCACACAGCGCCUCGGCACGCGGGUGCCCCGGGCCUGCCGCCCGCCCGCGCCCAUGGGCGACUGAGAGCCCCGGGCCGGCCCCAGGCACGCAGCUCGGCCUGCGCCCCGCCGGCACCCGGCGCCCCGCCGAGCGGGGGCCGCUGUCCGCGACCGGCUCCGUGCUGCGAACCGCUGGCGGAGCGCGUCCCGGAGCGCGUCCCGGAGCCCGUCGGACCGCGCAGCUCCCGCACGUACUUUCAAAUAGGGAGCGGGGAAGCGGCGCUCCGGAGGUGGCGCUGUCAUCGCUCCCGGUCCCUCGGUUCAGCCGCUUGUCUGUGCGGUGUGUCGGCAAGUUUAACUACCUGUAGAACCUAA
This is a messenger RNA of Cygnus olor (mute swan), 708 nucleotides long. Its product is annotated as translation initiation factor IF-2-like. NCBI's taxonomy places the organism in Eukaryota, Metazoa, Chordata, Aves, Anseriformes, Anatidae. The transcript has 2 exons. Bases 46 to 708 code for a protein of 220 amino acids. The record is from RefSeq and is a predicted model, not a curated record.